GGCACCGCAUGACUACUAGACCAGCCCUCAGUUAGGAAGUGCAUUUCAAGCUGAGCUGCAGGAGCGAAGAUGGAGUGGUUGGUAUUCUGCGUUUGUUUCCUUUUCUGUGGCCUGGCGCAGGCAAAACCGCAUCCCUUGAAAGACAAGAAAGGAAUUGAUCCUGAGGUCAACAUGAAUAUUAGUGAGAUCAUCAGGCAUUGGGGUUACCCUGCAGAGGAGUACGAGGUGGUGACAGAAGAUGGAUACAUCCUCAGCGUCAACAGGAUCCCGCAUGGCAUUCACGACACAUACGGGGAAGAUCCCAGGCCAGUGGUGUACCUGCAGCAUGGGCUGCUCGCGGCGGGCAGCAACUGGAUCACCAACCUGCCCAACAACAGCCUGGGCUACGCGCUGGCGGACGCCGGCUUUGACGUGUGGAUGGGCAACAGCCGCGGCAACACCUGGUCACAGAAGCACGUCAGUCUAUCACCGGACUCGGACGAGUUCUGGCAAUUCAGCUAUGACGAGAUGGCCAAGAAAGAUCUCCCCGCCGUCAUCAACUUCAUCACCAAGACCUCUGGCCAGGAGCAGAUCUUCUACGUCGGCCAUUCCCAAGGCACAACCAUCGCCUUCAUUACCUUCUCCACCAUGCCUGAGGUGGCCAGUAAAAUCAAGAUGUUCUUCGCCUUGGCCCCCGUGGCCACAGUGGCCUUCACAGAAAGCCCCAUGACCAAGCUGUCCAUACUCCCAGAGGUCCUGAUUUGGGAUCUCUUCGGCGACAAGAACUUCUUCCCCCAAAAUGAUCUCAUCAAGUUCUUUGCGACCAAGUUUUGCUCCAAGAAGCCGUUCAGCGUCCUCUGUGGAAACAUCUUCUUCCUCCUCUGUGGCUUCGAUGAGAAGAAUCUCAACAUGACACGGACCCCAGUGUACACCACCCACUGCCCUGCAGGGACCUCCGUCCAGAACAUGGUCCACUGGUCCCAGGCGGUGAAGGGUGGAGUCUUUAUGGCGUAUGACUAUGGUGAGAAAGGAAACAUGCAACACUAUAACCAGACGACCCCCCCUCACUACAACGUGGAGGACAUGAAGGUUCCUACGGCCCUCUGGUCGGGCGGCCAUGACACCCUGGCGGACCCCAAGGACGUGAGCGUGCUCCUGACGCAGAUCCCCAACCUGGUCUUCCACCGGGACAUCCCCCACUGGGAGCACCUGGACUUCAUCUGGGGCAUGGACGCGCCCCAGGAGAUGUUUGGAGACAUGAUCAAACUCAUGAAGCAGAACCUGUGAAGUCAACCUCCAUUCAUGGUUUACUUUUGGGGUUUUUUAUGUUUUUUUGUAACUUUUUAAUAGAUCUGUUGUCAUUUUCAUGAUGCGGAAUCUUUGAGCACAUUUUUCUUUCUCCUUCUACCACUCCCUCAUGCCCCGCUUUUUAAAAAUAGUGUUCAGGUACAACCUAAGAGGACUGUGAUCUUCUCACUUAUCUCCUCCAUCCACUAAUGUUUUUACUUUUUUGUUUGACUUUUUAAUGGGCAGAUCUAUUGUUAUUUCCAUGAUGCAUAGUCUUUGAGCACAUGACAUUUUUUUAUUUGGAGACAUGGGGCCUAUACUACAAAAAGCUGUUUCAGGAGUAAACCAGGAGCCCUCAUUUUUAAGAUGAUUAAAACUUAACUUAACUCCUGAAGUUUACUCCUGAACCAGCUUUGUAGUAUAGGCCCCUGAUCAUAUAAGGCAAAACCUGUGAGGACCGAGGCCUGUGACCUCCUCAUACAUUCCCUAACCUGACUCAGAAGACCACCAAAGAUCACCAAAUAAAUGUGUACAGUUGUUGCACCUAUCUCCAAGUCAGUGAGACGCCAUGUGGAGCUUGGCAGAACUACAUGCAGUACAUUUGGCGAGAGUCAGGUAACAUACCGUGGUAUCUCCGCUGCUAUUUUUUUGUUUGUUUUUUUGCUUUUUAUUUACCUUUUAAUGGUCAGAUCUGUUGUCAUUGUCAUGAUGCAGAAUCUUUGGCCACAUUGUGUGUUUUUUUCUCUCCCUCCAGUGUGUGGUGUCUUUUUGUUGAUUUCAUGGGUUGGAACGGGUGUCCACUCUACACAUUUAAAGAUCGUUUAAAAUAAUCAGGUCUGAUCAUCUUUGGCCCAGUUGCUAUGCUGAGAACCUUAACUUGAGACAAAGUGAUGUUAAACAUUAGUGUGUAGUCGUUUUUAUUAUAUAUCUAUGUAUAUUUUUAUUUACCUCAAUUUAGAAGUUUUAGGGAAUAUUUCUGAAAAGAGGGUGAUAUAGGAAAUACACUGUCAGCAAAAUGUGUGUUUUUUUUUUUAAUGUGACUACUACACAUAAUCCCAUUUGCAAUAAUCGCAAUCCAUACUUCCUGUCCACAAGUAGUGGUACUUGGAAAGACCCUCAAACACAAGACAGUAUUACUUAUAUAAUAUUUUAGUACCGGUAAGUGUUCGUUUUGGUUUGUUUUUGAUUGAUGAAGGGGCCACAAGACUUUAUUCCUUGGAGCCAAAAAAGGGCCAGUUUCCAGUAGAUGGUUUUAAACAUGUUUUUUUCCCCUUUAUAUUGUUCCUUAGUCUAAUGUGUAAUCUAGAAAACUAGUAAUCUAGAAUGGUUAUCAGUGGCCUGGUCAGUGUGGGAUGCUACCUGGCCACUUCAGAUUCUUUUGUACUAUCUUUCUUUAAUCUCAUCUGCUCUAACCUGUCUGACAACGUCACCUCACUGCGUUCCUAUGAUCUUCUAGUGUCCACUACUUCUAUGCGUUUUCUCAUGAUGACCUUCCGUUCUUACCCUGACACCUUUUCCGCCAUUUUAUAACAUAGUUCCUGAGAAAUGCUGUCUUGCAGGUGAUGUGGCCUAUGACUUACUGAGCUGCUGUUUUAUUUUCUGAGGAUUUUUGUUUUGACAUAUUUGAGCCACUCUUUCCUGAAAACUGGUGAAUGUGCAGGGAGGCUUAAACAUUACAACUGUUAGUCUGACCUGAAGGAAGAACCCAUGUCUAACUUACCCCUCCUUUUCCAGAACUCAGAAAUGCACCUUUAUCAUUUUACAUGGCAAAAUUACAAAAUGCUGAAUGAUCUACUACUACUUUGUCUCUGUGGCUUUUCUUUGUAACCACUCUUACAGAGGUAAUUCAGGUUUUAACUGUGAGGCACAUUGAGCCACGUCGAAUUACAAAUGUGUUCCAGUAGCUUUUUAUGUAAGCUCUACAGAGCUGAAAUGUAACCAUGUUUGCUGCACUGAUGAAUGUUGGCUCAUGCAUGCAAUAAACAUUUACCCUCAACACAA
Messenger RNA from Engraulis encrasicolus (European anchovy), 3267 nucleotides. RefSeq names its product lipase, gastric (gene lipf). Lineage: Eukaryota; Metazoa; Chordata; Actinopteri; Clupeiformes; Engraulidae. Bases 70 to 1266 code for a protein of 398 amino acids. The transcript is spliced from 10 exons. Gene Ontology annotation, molecular function: hydrolase activity, acting on ester bonds. The record is from RefSeq and is a predicted model, not a curated record.